GUCGUUCAGAAAUUCUUGCAGUACACGGGGAGCCACUGCAAGCACCAGAGCCAUGUAAACAAAAGGCUGAUUUAAUGGAUUUUGGCCUAUAGGUUUUAGGCAAAAUCUGCAGAAAUGGGCAAGCGAGAUAAUAGAGUGCCGUACCUGAACCCCAUAGCUGCUGCCAGGGCCAGAGGACCUGUUCCCAACUCUGGCCCCACCAUUCAGGAUUAUCUAAGCAGACCACGGCCAUCAUGGGAAGAGGUGAAAGAACAGCUGGAAAAGAAAAAGAAAGGCUCCAGAGCUCUGGCUGAUUUUGAAGACAGAAUGAACGAGCGAUGGAAGAAAGUACUGGAGAAAAACAGGGAGAAGGUACUUGGUGGAAGUGAAAAGAAAGACAAAGACAAGAAAAAGAAGGAGAAGAAAAAGUCCAGUAGGCAUUCCUCAUCUUCCUCCUCCUCCUCCUCAUCAAGUUCUGAUUCCUCCUCUAGUUCCUCCUCAGACUCUGAAAAUGAUGAUGAUAAGAAAAAUGUAAAAAAGAAGAAGAAAAGGAAAAGAUCCUCCGCCCGGCGGGCAUCCGGCGACUCUGACAGCGAGUCAGAGACUGAUAGCAGGGAGUCAUCCAAGAAAAAGAAGAAGAAACUGGAUGGAGAGAAAGACAAGGAUGAAAAGGACGGCAGAAUGAAGAGGAAAGCUGAAAGAAGUCACUCAGAGUCCUCGGAUGAGUCUGAUGUGGACCGAGAUGCUGAGUCUAGAAAGAAAAAACGCAGUAGUGAAGAGGAGAAAAUUACAGACAAGUCUAGGAAGAAAAAGAAAAAGAAGAAGCAUAAGAAACACAGCAAAAAGAAAAAGAGGAAGACGUCCGGCUCCGAGUUGGACUGAAGGGCUAGUGAGUGUGGCGUCCUGCACCACAGGCAGGUGGAAAACAGACGGAGCUCUGGCUGGACUGUGGGGGAAAACCCCUUUAGAUGUUUGUCUAAGUGACUCUUAAAAGUGGGUGCUUCUUAGCGCUGUGCGGCUUUGUGGCAGGCUUGGAUGAGAGGAUCGUGUGGUUGGGGAGCUGAGAGGGGUGUGGGGUUCAUUGUCAGGUUUGUGUUUGGUUUUUUUUUUUAAGCAGAUGAUUCUCAGUCCAAAUAAAGGUCAUUUACACCACUGGUAUCUGUGUGCUGAUGUGGAUCUGCAUGAGAAACGCUGGUUUAGAGGCUGUAAAGGCAAUCGAUUUGCAUUAAAUAUUUAUAGAAAA
Messenger RNA from Puntigrus tetrazona (Sumatra barb), 1222 nucleotides. RefSeq names its product family with sequence similarity 133 member B (gene fam133b). Lineage: Eukaryota; Metazoa; Chordata; Actinopteri; Cypriniformes; Cyprinidae. The transcript has 11 exons. Bases 115 to 861 code for a protein of 248 amino acids. The record is from RefSeq and is a predicted model, not a curated record.